CCUGGCGGCGAGCGGUGCGGGCCCGCCUUCCUGACGAGCCCCCGCUAUGGGGCGACCGGCGCUCGCUGCCGGCCUGGGGCUGCUUCUCUCGCUCGGCUGCCUCCUGCCUGGCCCUGCUGCAGGGGCACCGGCACCGCCUCUGCUGGCAGUGCCUACGCUCCAAGCGGCCCCCAGAACACCGAACACAGAACGCAGAACCGGUGUGCAGAGCAAGCUAGCGUCGCCGCCUUCCCUGGCCGCCGCCUCAGCAGCUCUGGACCAGCCGGACCCGUCCGCCAGCGAACGCCACCUGUUCGCCACGGCACCGAACCAGUUCCCACAGCUUCACGCGUUCUCCCUCCCGAAUGUGCCGAAUGUCUCGCUGCCAACGGCAUCCGACGCCUUCGUCGUCUCCUCCAGCGCCAACUCCGGCGGCGUCGGCCACCCGCCCUCCGGCUCGAACGUGGCGGCCACCGCCAACUCGUCCGGACGAGGCUCGUUGGCGCACGUCGUCGGUCACGGUUCGUCCACGGUCAACGGCGAGAGCGUCAUCACGCGCGCGGCCACGACGACCGCCGGUGACGCCAUUGCAGCGGUGAACGCGUUAGAGGUCAACCGAGACGGCCUCGGCCAGGGCUCUGUGGACGUGCAGACGGCGGCCGGCGACGGCGUGGCGGCGGCCGCGGGUCAGGCCGCCGGCCCCGGUCACAGCGUCACCGUGCUGAGAGAUACGACCACGGAAGCUGGAGCCGCCACGGAGUCGGCGGGCGCGGGAGAUGGUCGCGCCGCCGGGGCCCAGGCCUCGGCGGAGGGAGGCCUCGCCGGGGCCCAGGCCUCGGCGGAGGGGGCCCGACCGGCGGGCCCGCUGGCCGAGGGGUCUGCGACAGAGAGCGGACCGAGUCGUCGCAGCCGCACCAACGUCCGUCAUCUCGCCCACAAGUGCCAGCGCCGGACCUCCAGCUUCUCCUGA
Messenger RNA from Pollicipes pollicipes, 949 nucleotides. RefSeq lists its product as uncharacterized. Bases 47 to 949 code for a protein of 300 amino acids. NCBI's taxonomy places the organism in Eukaryota, Metazoa, Arthropoda, Thecostraca, Pollicipedomorpha, Pollicipedidae. The transcript is spliced from 4 exons. The record is from RefSeq and is a predicted model, not a curated record.